UGCGUCUACUUCCUUUGGCCUUUGCAGCCCGCCACACGAUAUUGCGAUCUCGGUCAAAGUGAUCCCCGGAGCAAACACAUCUGGCAAGGACCGUCGAGCUAGGUGGAGAGGACCAAAGUUACAUGCGUUGUAUUCUCAUCCUCACACGGCCGUGUCAUCGGACUAGUCUUGCAACAAGAACGUUCCCAGUCAGCAGCAAGACGGGGUCGAGGGCCUUGUUAUCAUACGCUGGCAGUCCACCAUCGACUGUGACUACCAAAUAUACCAUCAGAAUGGGCAGCACAACCUCCUCCUCCACCGCCCCCGGGGGCCCCAGCACGGGGGGGAUGGAGGGCAAGACCACUCCCAUCCCAACUCCAGCCUCACUGACCACCGAGACUACACCCGAGACCAAAAAGAAGGAGGAGAAGAAGAGGACGCCAAUAAAUCUCCACAGGGGCUGGCCAAAUACAUCUCUGCUCCCCGUCGACGCCCUGAAGAAGGCCGCCCAGGCCGCCCUGAGCGACGCCUCCAUCCUCACCCCGGCCUCGGCGCUGCUGUACGCCCCGGACCCGGGGUUCCAGGAGCUCCGGGAGGCACUGGCCGUAUGGCUAGACGAGUUCUACAGCGAUCCCAUACACCGUGAUGACGGAGGAGUGCCUCCUCCUAAUCAUCAUCAUCAAAAGAGCAUGCCGCCCACAUCACCACCACCACUGGCCGCGGAAGCAGCAGCAGCCGACACCAUCACCAUCACGGGCGGGGCCUCGCAGUCCCUGGCCAACGUGCUGGCCAGCUUCACCGACCCGGCGUACACGCGCGCCGUGUGGAUGGUCGCCCCCGCGUACUUCCUCGCGUGCCCGAUCAUGGCGGACGCCGGGUUCGGCGCCAAGAUGCGCGCGGUGCCCGAGGACGACGAGGGCAUCGACCUCGAGUUCUUGCGAGCCGGGCUGGAGGAGCUCGACUCGGAGAAGGGUGGCUCGGAGAAGAGCAAGGACAACAAGAAGGAGGAGGGAAGUCACCAAGCCACGGCGGACCGGGAAGGAGAGGAGGCCGCCCCACGACGACCGGUGUACAAGAACCCGGCCCCGUACCGCAAGAUCUACAGGCACGUCAUCUACUGCGUGCCCACGUUUGCGAACCCGUCGGGCAAGACCAUGUCACUGGCCCGGCGGCGCGCGCUGGUCGAGCUGGCGCGCGAGCACGACGCGCUGGUCGUGUCCGACGAUGUGUACGACAUGCUGCAGUGGUCUACGACCUCUUCCCCGCCGGGUCACUCUGCAAAGGGUGCCACGGCGGUUGAGGCGCUGGCAGAAGAAGUCGAUCUCAACCGGGCUCUCCUCCCGCGCCUCGUGGACAUUGACCUCGCCCUCGGGCCCUCUCGGCACGACGAAGAGCUGAGCAAGCUCGCCGGUGCGACCACAACAAAGACCAUCGUCAACGCGCUGGGCAUACCGCUCGAGCCAGCACAGAAGAGGCAGCACUUCGGCCACGCCAUAUCCAACGGGUCGUUCAGCAAGCUCGCUGGCCCCGGCCUGCGCACCGGCUGGACCCAGUCUACGCCCGACUUCGCCCUGGGACUGAGCCAGACGGGUGCGACGAGGUCCGGCGGCGCCCCCUCGCAGAUGACGGCCGCUAUCGUGUGCCAGCUGCUCAGGUCGGGGGAUCUGCAGCGCGAGAUUGAGAGCGUGUUGCGGCCGACGUAUCGGCGCCGGCAUAGGUUGCUCAUGACUGCUGUGGAGAGGGCGUUGGUGAGGCCGUUUGGUGUCAUGGUUGGGCAGGGGGGUUUGCUGGAUCUCGAGGAUGGAGCAGGAGGCGGAGGUGACGGCGGCGCUGGUGGCGGUACGGUGCAGAAGGAAGGCAAGGGCAUAUUCGGAGGGUAUUUCAUCUGGCUCACACUGCCUGUCGGCACGGAAGAGAAGCCGUUCCCCGGCGCCAAGGCGAUUGCCGCGCGGUGUAUGCGUGACGAGGAUCUGGUCAUUGGUCACGGCGGCAUGUUUGAGGUCCAAGGCGACGAGGCCGCCGUGAGACUGGACCACGCGAUGCGGCUGUGCUUUGCGUGGGAGGAGGAGCAGAAUCUGGUGGAAGGCGUGGAGAGACUGGGACAGGUCAUUGGGAGAAUGCUUGAUGAUGGACCGUCCAGCUGGCAGGGAGCAGAGAGGGAUAGCAGUGGGACCGCCGAGGAGCAGAAAUGAUCCAGAGCAAAAACACCAUCAGAACACCUGUGCAGAGUGGGAAUAUUCACUCUUCCGAUAAUCCCCAGU
Molecule: messenger RNA, 2240 nt
Organism: Microdochium trichocladiopsis
Lineage: Eukaryota; Fungi; Ascomycota; Sordariomycetes; Xylariales; Microdochiaceae
Product: pyridoxal phosphate-dependent transferase
Exons: 1
Coding region: 123-2171 (682 amino acids)
Biological process (GO): biosynthetic process
Molecular function (GO): L-2-aminoadipate:2-oxoglutarate transaminase activity; pyridoxal phosphate binding
Source: RefSeq, a predicted model, not a curated record